AUGCAGGUGGCCUUGGUGCAAUCCUGUUUCCGGGAGGGUCCCGGCCUGGUGGCAGCCAGAGACUUCGUGGCCGGUGAGGCUGUGAUCACGGUCACGGGUCCGUUCCUUUCCAUGCAGGCAGCCCUAGCGUACGACUGCAAAGCCGUAUUGAGCCUGAACUUCCGAAGGGAGAACUCGGAGAAGCUGGCUGCGAAGAAGUGUUCGCCAGUCACAUCCAAGAGCUUGUUGCACUAUGUGCACUACUUGGAUGGAGAUGCCCCUGGCAUCGAUGAUGGCUCGGAUGGCGACACGGGCACUGGUCAGGUUGUGGCGUUGUCGCCCGUGAUCAUACAGUCGCCUUACCGGGAGCCAGUGCUGCGCCUGGAAGCCCAGGAGGACAUCAAAGCUUUCCAGGGCGAGCUAGCGGUGAAGCUCGUGCUUGCUGCCGCGAAGCGGCACAGUUCUGCAGGCCGUUGCCUCGGGAGCAGCUUGCGUCGCAGCAGUAGUAGCCGCGGUACAGUACUGCUAGGAGCAGGGUUGUCUCGAGGCCCGAUGCUGCCAAGUGGGGAGGAUGCCCUGGAAGAGGAGGAGCAGAACACCGAGGAAAAACAGGUCGUGCAGACAGGCAGCGGCAGCAGAAGGAGUGCAGACUGA
Symbiodinium sp. CCMP2592 is the source of this 633-nucleotide messenger RNA. NCBI's taxonomy places the organism in Eukaryota, Dinophyceae, Suessiales, Symbiodiniaceae. The record is from the annotation of a GenBank genome assembly.